Perkinsus marinus ATCC 50983 is the source of this 237-nucleotide messenger RNA. Its product is annotated as elongation factor 1-alpha, putative. NCBI's taxonomy places the organism in Eukaryota, Perkinsozoa, Perkinsida, Perkinsidae. Gene Ontology annotation, molecular function: translation elongation factor activity; GTPase activity; GTP binding. The record is from RefSeq and is a predicted model, not a curated record. Gene Ontology annotation, biological process: translation; translational elongation. The annotation marks the transcript as partial. The transcript is spliced from 2 exons.
CGGUUCUUCAGGUGCGAGAAGGAUGAUAGUUGCUGUUAAUAAGAUGGACCAUCCUGAGGUCAAUUUCUCGCAAGCACGGUAUGAUGAAAUUUGCGCCCAAGUCACGAAGCAUCUGUGUAAUCUUGGAUACGAUCUAGACCGAAUUGAAACUCUCCCUAUUUCGGCACUCACGGGUUACAACCUCUUCGAAAGGGGGUCGGCUGAUUCUACUAUGAAGGGAAACGCUUUGGCAGCGUG